GUGAAGAUCAACAAAAUGAAAAUUGAUUUGUCACUUCUUAACAAGCCAUCAAACUGAACAGAUGUAAUAAAUUAGCUCUUAAACUAGAAGUACAGUUUUUCUUUAUCUUCAAGAAAGAAGGAACGUAACAAAAGUUGGCGACGAGGAAAAGUUCCUGCUAUCCCGGAAGCGAAUUCAAGCCCUGUUCCUGCCAAGCAUCAAGACAAAUUCCGUUCCACCACUGAAGCCCUCAACCCACUCAAGAAUCAAGAAUGCCCGACGCCGAUCUGAAGCAAGCGAUUCUCCGGCUGACGGAUCUCAUCGCAACCCAGCAGCAGCAGAUUGCAGCUCUCCAGCAGGGUAACGCCAAUCAAGCUGGAAGCGAGAAGAUCAUCGAGUCACUCUCCACCGGAAUCGACGAGUUCCAAUACGAUCCGGACGGCGGCAUCUUUUUCGAUUCGUGGUACGCUCGGUACGAGGACGUGUUCAAGGAGGACGGUAAGCAUUUGGACGACAAGGCGAAGGUCAGGCUGCUUCUGCGGAAAAUCGGUACGCAGUUCCACGAACGCUACGUGAACAGCGUUUUGCCGAACCAUCCGCGGGAUUUUGGAUUCGAAGACACCGUGAAGAAGCUGAAGAAGCUGUUCGGACGCCAAAAGUCCCUCUUCAACGCUCGGUACCAGUGUCUUCAAUACGUGAAGAACGACGCCGAUGAUUUUUCGUCAUACGCCGCGUCGGUCAACAAGCACUGUGAAGCGUUCCAGAUGGAAAAACUAUCCAGCGACCAAUUCAAGACUCUCAGGUUCGUAUGCGGUCUCCAGUCACCGCGCGAUUCGGACAUCCGGACCAGACUGAUCGGAAAGUUGGAAGCUGAAGAAAACGCGCCGCCCGCCGACGGUGCCACUCUCAAGCUUGAAAACCUGGUUGAGGAGUGCAACCGCAUCAUCAACCUCAAGCAAGACACCCAGAUGAUCGAGAAAGGCUGCGGGGACAAGUCCAACGUUCACGCAAUUUCUCGCCAUCAUCGUACUUCAAGUCGGAAGGAGAAGAAGUCGCAGUCACCGAAAACACCUUGCUGGUUCUGUGGGGAUCUACACUACGUCAAGGAGUGUCCCUACCAGUCGCAUACCUGUACGAAGUGCAAGCGGAAGGGCCACAAGGAAGGCUACUGCUCCUCAUCCGAAAAGAAGUCAUCGAAGCAGGUCGACAAACCGAAACCGAAAGACGUCGUCAAGUCCAAAGGUAUCUCGGUUAAGCGAGUUGACCUCACGAAGAAGCGGAAGUACGUCAAGAUCGAAAUCAACGGUUCGCCCGCAACGUUGCAGCUCGAUUGUGCCUCCGACAUCACCAUUAUUUCCAAGCGCACUUGGACAUCCGUGGGCAAGCCUGUCAUCAAUCCAUCGGAAGUCGACGCCGUGAGUGCCUCUGGUGACAGCAUCGGGAUCCUAGGUGAGUUCAACGCCGAAAUCACCGUUCAAGACGUGACAAAAUCUGGCCGCAUUUUCGUCACAAGCAAUCCGGAUCUCAACGUACUCGGAAUCGAAACAAUCGAUCGGUUCGAUCUCUGGUCGGUUUCAUUCAGCUCGUUGGUCAACAACAUCCAGCAAAACUUGAACGCAACGAUGCAGAAGCUUCAAGCCAAGUUUCCUGAAGUGUUCCAGUCCACGCUCGGAUGCUGCUCGAAAGCGAAGGUAACACUCUAUCCGAAGCCAGACGCACGCCCUGUGUACUGCCCCAAGAGACCGGUUGCCUACGCUGCCCUCCCGAAGGUUGAUGCUGAGCUGCAGAGACUUCAAGAUAACGGCAUCAUUUCGCCAGUCCAGUUCUCCGAUUGGGCUGCUCCCAUAGUCGUGGUUCGCAAGUCCGAUGUCUCUGUACGUAUCUGUGGUGACUACUCCACGGGUAUCAACGACGCACUCGAGUCGGAUCGCCAUCCGCUACCGCAUCCGGACGACAUUUUUGCUGAACUAGCCGGCUGCCGUUACUUCUCCUGCAUCGACCUAUCGGACGCCUAUCUCCAGGUCGAAGUAGAGGAAUCAUCACGACGACUGCUCACGAUAAACACGCACAAGGGUUUGUUCCAGUACAACCGUUUGCCGCCCGGUGUGAAAUCGGCUCCUGGAGCGUUCCAGAGGAUCAUCGACAGCAUGGUUGCCGGCAUUCCUGGUGUCAAGCCUUACCUGGACGACAUCCUAAUCGCUGGAAGGACUCAAGAGGAGCACGACCUCAGGCUUCACGCUGUGCUGCACCGAAUUCGUGAGUAUGGUUUUCAUCUCCGCAUCGAAAAGUGUCGUUUCUCCCUGCCGCAGAUCAAGUUUCUGGGCCACAUCGUCGACAAGGAUGGUCUCCGCCCAGAUCCAGCCAAAACCAGCGCUAUCUCCGAAAUGGCACCUCCAACGAAUGUAUCGCAACUACGAUCGUACCUCGGUGCGAUUAACUACUAUGGACGGUUCGUUGGACAGAUGAAGCAACUCCGAGCACCCCUCGAUCGGCUACUCAAGAAAGAUGCUCCUUGGAAGUGGACUGCUGAGUGUCAAAAAUCGUUCGACCGUUUCAAGUCCAUCCUGGUCUCCAAUCUCUUGCUGACGCACUUCGAUCCCAGUAAGGAAAUCAUCGUGGCUGGAGAUGCGUCCAAGGACGGCUUGGGUGCCGUUAUCCUACAUCGUUUUCCCGACGGCUCCGUCAAAGCCAUCGCUCACGCUUCAAGGUCGCUCACACCUGCGGAAGAAAACUAUGGUCAAAUCGAGAAGGAAGCGCUCGCGUUGGUGUUUGCAGUUACCCGUUUCCACAAGAUGAUUUUCGGUCGCAGAUUCGUGCUACAGACCGACCACAAGCCCCUUCUCAAGAUUUUCGGCAGCAAGAAAGGAAUUCCCGUCUACACGGCAAAUCGGCUCCAGCGCUGGGCGCUUACGAUGUUGCUGUACGACUUCGAUAUCCAGUUCGUUCCAACGGCUAGUUUCGGACACGCUGACCUGCUGUCACGCUUGAUGAGCUGCCACAGCAGACCGGACGAGGAAUACGUUAUCGCUGCUCUCCAGACGGAAACCGACGUGAAGGCAAUCCUCGACGACUCUACUUCCCAUUUGCCUGUCACAGCACAAAUGAUCGCCAAGGAAACGCAAGACGACCCGGUCCUUCAAGAGGUAAUCAACCACAUCAACGGCUGGCCGAGCACGGCAAGCGAGCUCCACACUCCAGCUGUACGUCAAUUCUACUCGCGAAGAGAAGGUCUUCAAGUUACCCAGGACUGCAUCAUGUUCGGCGAUCGAGUUGUGGUCCCUGAACGGUUCCGCAAACGCAUCAUCCGGCAACUCCACCGUGGACACCCCGGGAUCGAUCGGAUGAAAUCACUCGCAAGAAGUUUCGUGUACUGGCCGAACAUCGACGAGGACGUUGAAUCGUUUGUGCGCCAGUGUCGUUCCUGUGCUGCUGCUGCAAAAUUGCCCCGCAAGACUACCCUAUCAUCAUGGCCGAUACCAACGAAACCAUGGGAAAGGAUUCAUAUCGACUACGCAGGACCGGUCGAUGGUUACUUCUACCUUGUCGUGGUAGAUGCCUACUCAAAAUGGCCGGAAAUUUUCAGGACCCGUAGCAUCACUACCACAGCGACGCUGGAGCUCCUGCAAGAAACUUUCGCAAGAUAUGGAAACCCACAUACUCUUGUGUCCGACAAUGGUACCCAGUUCGUCAGCGCCAGUUUCAAGCUUUUCUGUGACGAAAAUGGUAUCCAGCAUCUGACGACAGCGCCGUAUCACCCACAAUCGAACGGACAAGCAGAACGUUUCGUCGACACCUUGAAGAGAGGAUUGAAGAAACUUGCCGAAGGGGAAAAGACGGUGACGUUCCAGCACCUUCAGACGUUCCUAUCCGUUUACCGGUCAACACCAAAUCGAAACGCUCCGGAUGGUAAAUCUCCUGCACACCUGUUCCUAGAACGAGAAAUGCGGACAUCCCUGGAUCUCUUGAAGCCGAGUUCUCCGUGUCCAACCCUGGUCAACGAGAAGCAGAACGACCAGUUCAACCGAAGACACGGAGCGAUCAAAAGAGCCUUCAAUCCGGACGACCUGGUGUACGCGCAAGUACAUCGCCGAAACAAAACCAAAUGGGUUCCUGGACAGGUCAUCGAACGCAAGGGAUCAGUGGACUAUACUGUGUUACUCGAAAACGGACGCCUCAUCCGAGCACAUACGAAUCAGCUACGCCACCGGUUCUCGGAUGCAAGUGAAGCCGAUUCUACACCCAACAACCAACUCCCUUUUGCACUUCUCCUCGACGAAUUCCAAAUCCAAGUUCCAGCACCAGUGGUUCUGGAAGAUCCGCUAGAAGAACUGGUUCCCGACGCAGCAAAUGUUCCAGCUGACGAUGACGAUGGAAAUCAGGACGUGAUGACGGAUGAUGAGCCCGAGGUUCCCACCAGUAUUGGUUCGCCGGAACCAGCUCGACAAGGAAGAUAUCGCAGGCUACCAGCUUGGCUUGCGCUCUACGAUCUCUUUUAAAAGGGGGAGAUGUUAUGCCACCAACGUGUGCAUGACGAAAUAUGGAUCAUAGUCACCCAUGCCCAUUGCCAUGGGUGAAGAUCAACAAAAUGAAAAUUGAUUUGUCACUUCUUAACAAGCCAUCAAACUGAACAGAUGUAAUAAAUUAGCUCUUAAACUAGAAGUACAGUUUUUCUUUAUCUUCAAGAAAGAAGGAACGUAAC
This is a messenger RNA of Aedes albopictus (Asian tiger mosquito), 4678 nucleotides long. RefSeq lists its product as uncharacterized. Bases 252 to 4475 code for a protein of 1407 amino acids. Gene Ontology annotation, molecular function: nucleic acid binding. The record is from RefSeq and is a predicted model, not a curated record. NCBI's taxonomy places the organism in Eukaryota, Metazoa, Arthropoda, Insecta, Diptera, Culicidae. The transcript has a single exon. Gene Ontology annotation, biological process: DNA integration.